UUGAAUCAGUUGUAUAAUCCAUGGAUAAAUUGACAGAUAUCGAACGCGCCUUUCUAGGAAGUUAGCCACUUUACUGGGACGAUUUCGACGAUUUAAUAGAAAGUUAUUUUGGUGAUAUUCCACCUGAGGAUAUCGGGACAUUUGUUGGGAAAAUUAUUGAUUUGCAUAAAAAUUUAGAGGUGAUUAAAGCUGCUCGCGAAAAAGUGAACUGUUCGAAUUGUGCUGAAAGAUUUGAAAUAACCAAGAAACUAAUAGAAAUAACUGGCAACUUACGUAAAACUGCGUAUACAAAAGUAUCUUGUUCACAUUGUGCGGAUAAACUAAAUCUAAUUGACGACUUACUUAAAACUGCGUGUACAAAAGUAUCUUGUUUAAACUGUGUGGAUAAACUUAAUUUAAACCAAAAACUGUUAGAAAUUACACAGAAGUUCCAAAAACUUGAAUUACGUAUCGCUCAACAGUAACUCUACAAUGAAUCGUAAACGAUUGAGACUUCACUCAUGCGACGAUUUAUGUGAUCAUUCUGCGCAAAUCGAGUUCGAUGAAGUAAGUGUUUCAUCCAGUAAUAGUGAAGCUUCUAGUGAAGCUCCUAGUGAAGCUACUAGUGAAAUAUCUAGAGAAUCUUUUAGUGAAUUUGAUAUUUCCAUAGACAGCGUUGUUAGUUUGAUGAAAGAAGAAAUUAUUGAUAAUAGAGAAGUUAAAGUAACAUAUUCUCAAUUUAAAAACUUUUUAUUAAUAAGCUAUGAAUAUUCUGAAGACGAUCCGGAUAGUCCACCAAUUGAGGCUAAACUUAGAAUUCUAUAAUUUGCCAGUUCGAAAAAAAAAAAAGUGAAAUAUGGAAUACUUAAUUGAUUUUACCGGUGAUAUUAUGCCAAACGAAUGAAUAUCAAUUCAAUGGUGUUUAUGAGUGUGACUAUCAUUUAUUUAAGCCUCCAAUCACUAGUGCAUCUGUAAUUAAGCAAAAUCUCGACUAUAAUGGACGUCGUCAUGGAAUUAGCUGGGAUGUCGGUAAAACUGCGUAUAAUGUACUUGGGGGAAUUUUUAAUAAUUUAAAGUGUUAUUUGAGCUAUUUAUAUGUUGAAGGUGAACAAAACAAAGAAUGGCUUGAAAAAUUAAUUGAUGAUCCAUCUGUUGUGAUAAUAGAUUUAACGAAAAUGCGUCAUUAUGUGAAAUUAUGUAAAGUUAUCUCUUGAACGAAUCGACUGAAAUUAUGUGAAAUUAUGUGAAAUUAUGUGAAAUUAUGUGAUGUUAUGUAAAGUUAUCACUUGAACGAAUCGACUGAAAUUGUGUGAAAUUAUGUGAAAUUAUGUGAAGUUAUGUUGUUCUCUUGAACGAUUCGACUGAGAUUUAAUAACUCUCUUGUCAGCUCACGCAUUGAUUACGUCACUUGUCAAGUUCAUUAAUCUAAUAGCUAAUUCACACCAAGUAACAUUUUCGUCACAUAUCGUCGGUCUAAUUAGCAAUUAGUCUAACUGUUUAUUUUUUAGAGGGUGAUCUUUUAAUAUUUUGAUGU
This is a messenger RNA of Cotesia glomerata, 1513 nucleotides long. RefSeq lists its product as uncharacterized. NCBI's taxonomy places the organism in Eukaryota, Metazoa, Arthropoda, Insecta, Hymenoptera, Braconidae. The record is from RefSeq and is a predicted model, not a curated record. Bases 472 to 804 code for a protein of 110 amino acids. The transcript is spliced from 2 exons.